AGUGCCAGAAACGAGUGAUGAGGACACUUACGAAAAGCAACAAUCUGCCUUACAAAAGGUUAACUCUCGGAGCGUGUCAUUUAGGUGUACUAGGAAAAGGCAGAAGCCUAUCUGGACUAAGGACUUAUUUACAUGAGUAAGAAAAUGAAGAGAGGUUGAACUGUUAAAAUGGAGUCAAGAAGAUAAAAGUUUGAAUAUGUUCUUCAUUUAAUUAUAUUUCACAGUACGAGUUUAUUAUAGGCAUAUAAAUGUUUCUAUUAUUCAAAGUCUGCUACAUUCUUUCUAAAAAAGGGGAAGAUGUCGUGUUUGGAUAAUUGUGCUACUUUUAAGGCUUCCGCUAGAUGACACUGUUGUACAUACUUGUUCUGUGUUAGAAGAGAAAUGUAUGAGGAGGGACUGUUAGGUAAACAGAAUGUGGAUCAGUACGGCAUGUUUCUCUGCUUUUUUAUUUGACUGAUUCCCAACAUAACAGACACUUUCUUGUUUUAAUCAUUUGUACUGUUGGCACUGGCUUUGAGCGGCUGUGAAACCGUCAGAAUGGCUCCUCCUCUUCCUCUGAUUCUUCUUCUCAUGAUUCAAGGAGUUUAUAGUGAUGAUAAAUGGGGUGUGACUUACAGCUCUUCACACAUCUGUGCACUAAAGGACUCAACAGUGACAAUAAACUGCACUUAUAAAUACCCUACUGGAUAUAAGAUCACAGAAGUGUUCUGGACCAACACUGACAGUUCUGAUCCUCCAAAUCUGUUUAAGGACUCUGAAUACAGUGAGAGGAUUCAGUAUCUGGGAGAUAAACAGCACGACUGCAGCGUCAGACUGACUGAUGUGAGACACACAGAUUCACACAAGUACUAUUUCAGAUUCAUCACUGAUAAAGAGAAAUGGAUUGGUGCACCUGGAGUGACUCUUGAUGUCACAGAUCUUCAGGUGGAGUCUGAAGGUGAGAGAGUGAUGGAGGGACAUUCAGUGAAUCUGACAUGCAAAAGCAGAUGCAGUCUGACUGACACAUCAACAUUCAUCUGGUUUAGAAACACACAGACAUUAAAUGACACAAACAAGAAACUCAUCCUGCCGUCAGUUAGAAGAGAGAAUGCAGGUGACUAUAGCUGUGCUGUACAGGGACACAAUCUCACAUCACCUCCUCGACGUCUCAAUGUCAUCUAUCCUCCAGAAAAGACUCAGGUUGUAGUGAAUCCUUCUAGUGUAAUAGUGGAGGGUGAUUCAGUGUCUCUGACCUGCAGCAGUGAAUCAAAUCCAUCUGUUCACAACUACAGCUGGUUUAAAGAAGAAACAUUUGUAGGAUCUGGAAACAUCUACAUCAUCUCAAACAUCAGAUCUGAUCACAGUGGACAAUACAAGUGCAAAGCUGAAAAUGAACUUGGACAGAAAAAUUCAACAGUGACUUUAAAUGUCUUGUAUCCACCGAAAAAGGUCUCAGCAUCCAUCAGUUCUUCUGGUGUAAUAGUGGAGGGUGAUUCAGUGAAUCUGACCUGCAGCAGUGAAUCAAAUCCACCUGUUCACAACUACAGCUGGUUUAAAGAAGAAACAUUUGUAGGAUCUGGAAACAUCUACAUCAUCUCAAACAUCAGAUCUGAUCACAGUGGACAAUACAAGUGCAAGACUGAAAAUAAACAUGGAGAGAAAUAUUCAACAGUGACUUUAAAUGUUUUAUAUCCUCCAAGGAACAUCUCAGCAUCCAUCAGUUCUUCUGGUGUAAUAGUGGAGGGUGAUUCAGUGAAUCUGACCUGCAGCAGUGAAUCAAAUCCACCUGUUCACAACUGCAGCUGGUUUAAAGAAGAAACAUCUAUAGGAUCUGGAAACAUCUACAUCAUCUCAAACAUCAGAUCUGAUCACAGUGGACAAUACAAGUGCAAAGCUGAAAAUAAACUUGGACAGAAUAAUUCAACAGUGACUUUAAAUGUCUUGUAUCCUCCAAGGAACGUCUCAGCAUCCAUCAGUUCUUCUGGUGUAAUAGUGGAGGGUGAUUCAGUGAAUCUGACCUGCAGCAGUGAAUCAAAUCCACCUGUUCACAUCUACAGCUGGUUUAAAGAGAAUCAAACAUCAUCUGUUGGAUCUGGACAGACGUUCAGCAUCAGUAACUUUAAUUCAAGUCUCAGUGGAUGGUUUUACUGUGUGGCUCAGAAUGAAGUUGGAUCUCAGAGAUCAGAUGCUGUUUCACUCACUGUUAAAGGUGUCUCAUUAACUCUCAGUUUCUCUGUAGGUUUUGGUGUUGGAGUCUGUGUAGCAUCAGCUGCUCUGCUCAUUGUGAUGUAUAUUUGCAGAAGGAAGAGUUUGAGAAGAAAAGUGUCUGAAUGUAAACCGGAGAAUGAUGAUGUCAGUAAUGACACAUAUACAGCUCUUGAACUCAACACCAGAUCAUGUGACCUGUACGACACACUCACACCCGACCGGAAGAGGAUGAAGUAAGAGGCGGAGCCCAAGGAAACAAAUCCUGUUAUCUGUGAUGAAGUGUUUAUUUCUUUAAAGUUUAACAAUCACGAUGGACUAAGAUACAUUGUUAAAUGUAAAGUGUAAAGACAGAGGAAAAUAAACAUGAU
Molecule: messenger RNA, 2555 nt
Organism: Triplophysa dalaica
Lineage: Eukaryota; Metazoa; Chordata; Actinopteri; Cypriniformes; Nemacheilidae
Product: B-cell receptor CD22-like
Exons: 12
Coding region: 538-2424 (628 amino acids)
Source: RefSeq, a predicted model, not a curated record